AUGGCAAUCUCCGUAACCUCUCUCCUCUCAAUCUCUUUCCUCUUGAUAACCUCAAGUUUAGCCCACGCCCAGAUUGAGUACGUGACUGAGCGCCGCCUCCGGGGACGAAACCGGUGUAAUAUCGAGCGGAUUACCGCUCAGGAGCCCAGCCACCGCGUUGAGUCGGAGGCCGGGGUUACUGAGUUGUUUGAUGAGAAUGAUCAGCAGUUUGAGUGUGCCGGUGUCGCGUUCCAGCGCCGGAUUAUUCAGCCUAGAGGGUUAUUGCCGCCUUCUUUCUUCAAUGCUCCUCGCCUUGUCUACAUUCUUCAAGGUAGAGGGAUUUCAGGCACCGUUGUGCCCGGAUGCCCGGAGUCAUUCCAGCAAUUCCAGCAGCAAUCGCAACGCCGGCGUGGUCAAGGACAGAGGUCAAGCGACCAGCACCAGAGAAUCAACCACUUCCGUGAGGGUGAUAUCCUUGCAUUGCCUGCUGGAGUUGUGCAUUGGGCUUAUAACGACGGUGAUCAGCCCGUUGUUGCUAUCACCGUCGUUGACACCGGCAACAAUGCUAACCAGCUCGACCGCAAUCACAGGCAAUUCUUGCUAGCUGGAAGGAAGCAGCGAGGCCAGAGGUUCAGCGUAGAGCCCACCCGCCAGGAGGACUCCAAUGAGAACAUCUUCAAUGGCUUCGAAACUGAAUCCUUAGCCGAAGUAAUGGGAAUCAGCAGAGACCUCGCCGAGAAGCUCAAGGGCCGCAACGACAAUAGAGGAGAGAUCAUUAGAGUUGAGGAAGAGCUUCGCGUUAUCAGGCCCUCGAGAAUGGAGAGAGAAGAGUACGAAGAGGAGAGAAGAAGACAAACAACUGUCAAUGGAUUAGAGCAGGCUUUUUGCUCCUUGAGAAUUAAGGAGAACAUUGAUGAUCCUGAGAGGGCUGAUAUCUAUAAUCCUAAUGCAGGGAGGAUUACUCACCUCAACAGUAAGAAGCUGCCUAUUCUUAGGUAUCUUCAGUUGAAUGCUGAGAAAGGAGUUGUUCGCCCGGACGCCCUGAUCUCUCCACACUGGAACGUGAACGCCCACGCCAUAGUCUACAUAUCCCGCGGCAGCGCCCGCUUCCAGAUCGUUGGCCUGCGCGGCAACACCGUUCACAACAACGAAGUCCGCCAAGGCCAAGUUGUUGUGGUGCCGCAGCACUUCGCUACCCUGAUCCGGUCAAGCCGAGAGGGGUUUGAGUACGUCGCGUUCUUCACCAACGACAACGCCAUCGUCAGCAAUAUCGUGGGCAAGGAUUCGGUGCUGAAAGGGAUGCCGGUGGAGGUGAUCAUGAAUUCGUACAGGAUGUCGACGGAGGAGGCGAGGAGGGUGAAGGAGAAUAGAGGGGAGGAGCUUGCCUUGUUUGAGCCUCGGGUUCAAGGGAGGAGAUACGGAUGAUGUGUGUAAAUUUAAGGAGGAGAGUUUGGUUGUAUGUGUAGUAGUAGUAAAUACUAGAGUGGUUGAAUAAAGGCUUGAGGUGUUACAAGUUUGUAAAAGUGA
This is a messenger RNA of Asparagus officinalis (garden asparagus), 1506 nucleotides long. Its product is annotated as glutelin type-A 1-like. The record is from RefSeq and is a predicted model, not a curated record. NCBI's taxonomy places the organism in Eukaryota, Viridiplantae, Streptophyta, Magnoliopsida, Asparagales, Asparagaceae. Gene Ontology annotation, molecular function: nutrient reservoir activity. Bases 1 to 1404 code for a protein of 467 amino acids. The transcript has 4 exons.